Microthlaspi erraticum is the source of this 1434-nucleotide messenger RNA. The record is from the annotation of a GenBank genome assembly. Lineage: Eukaryota; Viridiplantae; Streptophyta; Magnoliopsida; Brassicales; Brassicaceae.
AUGGAUCCAUUACUGGUAAAUGCUAAGAAAGAAGAAGAAGAAGAAGAAGAACAAGAAGAAAAGAAGAUAAGAUGGGAGAAGCUGAAGAAGGUGGCUUUAAUGGCGGCUCCGAUGGUGGUCGUAAACAUAUCUCAAUACCUUAUUCAGGCCACUUCUACGAUGAUCGUUGGCCACAAAAGUGAGAUCUCUCUCGCUGGAAUCGCUCUCGCCAGCUCCAUCGCGAACGUAACCGGCUUCAGUCUCCUCUUUGGACUAGCGGGUGCGUUAGAAACAUUAUGUGGUCAAGCCUUUGGAGCUCGUCAGUACGAGAAGCUCGGUUCCUAUACUUUCACUUCCAUCAUUUCUCUCCUCAUAAUCUGUUUUCCAAUCUCUCUUCUAUGGAUUUUCGUGAAAAACAUUUUGUUAUUGUUUCACCAAGACCCUGAAAUAUCAGAGAUAGCUUCUGUUUACUGCCUUUGGCUCAUACCAGCUUUAUUCGGUUACGCCGUUCUUCAGUCGUUUAUUCGCUAUUUCCAAACACAAAGUUUGAUUUUCCCAAUGCUUUUCUCUUCUUUCACCGUUUUAUGUUUCCACAUACCGGUUUGUUGGGUUUUAGUUUACACUCUAGGGCUUGGAACCAAAGGUGCAGCUUUAUCUAUUAGCAUUUCGUAUUGGCUCAACGCGGGUUUCCUCUGGUUUUUCAUGAGACAUUCUCAACUUUGCAAAGGCAAACGUGUUUUAAUAUCGAUGGAGGCGUUUGCUCACAUGAGGAUCUUCUUCUCCUUAGCUAUUCCUUCUGCUAUGAUGAUUAGUCUUGAAUGGUCGGCUUUCGAGAUUAUGAUUCUUAUCUCUGGAGUCUUACCAAACUCAAAGUUAGAGACAUCUGUGAUUACCAUGUGUUUGGUAACCUCAUCUGUGCACUACAACUUCGUAGCUUCGAUCGGUGCUGCAACAAGCACGAACGUGGCGAAUGAAAUAGGAGCUGGAAACUCAGUUGCAGCUAAACUUUCUACAAGUGUUGCAAUGAUUAUUGCAGUUUGCGAGUCUCUCGUCACAAGCUCAUCUUUGUUGUUUGCAAGCCAUGUUUGGGGCUAUGCUUAUAGUAAUGAACCUGAAGUGAUUAGUUAUGCCGCAGAAAUCACACCUUUUCUUUGCAUGUCCAUGGUUAUGGACAGCAUGUCUGGCGCACUAAACGGGGUUGUGAGAGGAAGUGGUAAACAGAAUAUUGGUGCUUAUGUGAAUAUCGCUGCGUUUUACAUCGUUGGGAUUCCAACUGGACUACUCUUUUGCUUUGUAUUUGACUUCAAAGUGAAAGGUCUAUGGAUUGGUAUUAUCUCUGGAUGCACUACGCAAACUCUCACUUUACUUCUCAUUACCACUCUCAUCGAUUGGACCAGUGAGGUGGUUAAGGCCAGAGAUAAAAGGAGACUGAUGGAUGGCCCAAUAGUUGCUUGA